GUGUAUUCGUAUUGUAGUAAUGGCAAUCCAGGGUAAAAUGGCCUAAGGUAGCCUUUUAUGUUAAUAGAUUAGAACAAUAAUAAUUUUGAAUGCUUGGGUAAAGUGUUUUCAGUAUUCAAAGUGAAUUAACACAAAUUCUUAAGUGAUGGGUACGGAAACAGAUAUGAAUAGCAUUGAACGUGAAUUUCAAGAACUUGACAAAAACGGGGCUUGGGCAGUUGCUUAUCAGGAAAUUCGGAGUGAAAGCCUAAAAUUUGAUUUUACUUUAGUGGAAGCUAAAAAAUCAAAAAACAAAAACUUGAAUCGUUAUAGAGAUGUCAGCCCUUAUGAUCACACAAGAAUCAUUCUGUCGAAAGGAUCUAGUGAUUAUAUCAAUGCUAGCUUGGUGAAGAUAGAACAAGCUCGUAGACAAUAUAUCCUGACUCAGGGUCCUCUGCCUAAUACAACCGCACAUUUCUGGUUGAUGGUGUGGGAACAGAAUUGCAAAGCGGUUUUAAUGCUGAACAAAAUUGUUGAAAAAAACCAGGUAAAAUGUCACCAGUAUUGGCCAGUUGGGAGUAAAAACGGAGGUGAGGACAUCAUGGAGUUUACUGAUGUUAAUUUGAAAGUCGAGCUUGCUUCCGAAACAGAAGGUCCAUACUUUACCACCAGAAUUUUAAGACUAACAGAUGUGGAGAGUGGGAGCAGCCGGGACAUUCUUCACUUCCACUACACAACCUGGCCUGACUUUGGGGUUCCUCAGAGCCCUACGGUUUUCCUACGGUUCCUCAACAAGGUGCGACAGAGUGGAGCACUGGCGGAAGAGGUGGGGCCAGCAGUCGUCCACUGCUCUGCAGGGAUCGGGCGGUCGGGCACUUUCUGUCUGGUAGACACUUGUCUCAUACUGAUCAAGAACAAUGGCUGUGAUGCUGUGAAAGUGCGAGAUGUGUUGCUGGACAUGAGGAGGCAGCGGAUGGGCUUAAUUCAGACUACAGAUCAGCUGCGGUUCUCCUACUUAGCUAUCAUAGAGGGUAUGAAGACCGACUGGGAUAGGAUAAACGAUAAUGACCCGGUUAUAGAAGAAGAAGAGGUAAAUGCCAAUCACAUUCAAAACAAUGAAGAAGAAGACCCACCUCCUUUACCUCCACCUCGAGGAGAGUCACUGAAGACAAACAAUGUUGGAACACCGGAUAUAACUUCACUGCCACCACUGCCGAGUGAGCCUCCCUCUGAGAGCAGUUCCGAAGAGUCCAGCGCUCCACCAAGCCCUGGCAAUGGUAUAACCAAAAGUCCGGACGGGGUGCGACAGAGGAAGCAUGAGGAACGGAACGCGGCUGUUGCCGAGAAGUUGCAAGAAAUGAAGAGGAAACAACAACAAUCCGAGAGUUGGAAUAACUUUAAGAGGUCUCUACUAAAGCCGAUUAACAUUAGCAUAGGCUUAGUUGUGAUCGGUGGCGGCAUCUUUCUAAUCACAUACUUUGUAAACCGGGUAUGAACAAGUCCCCACCAACCUCGAGCAUUGUCUGUGAUAUUAUGCUCACACUGUUAAAAUAGCAUUAUUUUUAUAUAUUUUCAAAUAUCAUGUCUGUAAAUUAUUUACAAACCUGCAACGACGUUAAUGACUAUGGAAAUUUAUGUUGUUUUUAUUGAUAGUUUCACUUUUCUUCCGAGUUCUGUCAUUUGAGUUUAGUUUUGUUUAAGCUCGAAUGUACGAUUAGAAUACACGUUGUGUAUAAAUUUUGAGUACAAACUCACAUAUUUUCUUUAAGAUUACUAUUGUUUUCUUAUCUAGGCAACUUGUUAAUCCUUUUCAGAUGUGUACUGUAUAUCUAUCUACUUAUCUAUAUUAGUUGUCUUACAAGUUAUUUGUGUAUCAGUGACACAUUCACAAUUAUUGUAAUACAGUACUAUUAGGUAUACUAUCACUCAUUGCCUAAUCACUCGAGAAAACAAUAACCUUACUUAUAUCAUUUAAGUUGUAAAUAAAUUGUGUCUGCCUGCCAGUAAUUGUAAUAAAAUAUAUUGAAAUAUUAUUAAUUGUUAUGUUAUGGAACAAUCUAAGUUGUUUUAGAGCAAUUGAUUUAAGAAAAUGUCAUCAGUUAUGUUCGUAUUGUUUUAUUUAACUUUGCCAGUUUGCCAAUCCCACAAAAUACUUUCAUUUUCCAGUAAAAUAUUAGCUUUGUAAACUAAAAUACAAGUUUGCAAACUGUGCAUUUAUACUAUUCUUUAAUUGUUUAAUUUGUAAUUUACUUUUUAGUCUAAACAUUUACCCAACCUUUUACUAGUCAUAUCAAUUAUAGUAGGUCAUUCAUUAUUUUAACACAUAAAUAUCGAAAGAAAGGAAAAAAAUACAUAAAAGCAUACAGGUGCUAAAAUACUGCCUCAUUGUGAAAGUUUAUAAAAUAUUUUUCACUUUAUUGUGUAAUCAAUACAUUUGAGGCAACAUAUUGCUUUUCAUUUAUGGAUAUUUUAUAAAGCAAAGUCGCCAAGGUAAUAUAAAAUAUAGUAUGAUGUAAAAAGACCGUAAUUUUAAACCACAAUAUAAUAUAGAGAAUGUUUAAAAACUGUUUGGUAAGAAAGCAGUUAAAGUUUGCUCUGCAAAAACGAAAAUGUACUUAAUUUUUCCACUUGAAAAAUUCAAAAGCAUCAAGAAGUAUUGCGGUAAAUUGUUAUAUAUGUUUGUGCUUGUUAAAAUAAACAGAUUGAUAUAAUUUGGAAAAUAAAUGUUAAAAUCUUUAAAUUGUUUGUAUUCUAAACAAACUCUUAAAAAUGAGUAUGUUAUUAACAAUUUCAAGGUUAUCACGCUAAAAAGAAAUGAAUGAAGUCCUAGUGUACAGAAAUUAGACACAUAAGCAUGUACAUGUGUAUUGGAGACACUUCACCAACUCUAUCUAGAGUCACUGUCUAUCUAGAGUUAUUAUUAUGCUAUUACUCAGUCAGUAUUCCAAAUAUAUAUUAUUUGUCACUUGUACAUAAUGAACUCACUUGUGUAAAACUAAAAAUAUCAUAAGAAACCAGGAAAAAUAAGCAGCAAGUCCUCUUAACUCUGUAACUUUAGAGGCUAGUCUAGCCUUUAAAUUCUUGGACAAAGAAAAAGCAGCUUCAAAUACUAUAAACCAGAAAAGGUAACUUAACUAAACUGUGCAGUAUAGCUCAGUAUCUUGGCAAAUAAACAAAUACAUCAAAGGGAGUGUUCUUCUACACAAUUAUAAUUAAAUGAAGGAACAUCUGAGAAUAACUAAAUGUGCAAUAAUACCCUGUUCAACAUUCCAAAGGCUGUCAACGAGCUUAGAGCCGGUUAGUAAAAUGACUUUUUCUACAUAAGAACAAAAUUAAACCUCAUGUACUUUUACCCUAGUGUUUAAACAAUGUAAUAUAAGAAAGUAUGAGAUAUUUUUCUUUAAUAAUCUAUGGAAAAAACUAAAAACAGUUUAGUUGUGUAUUAAUAACAUCUUAAAAUCACCCAUAAUUCUACUACUAAAUAUAAGGUUGAAAAAUUAAAUGCGUUUUAACAUUGUUGUUAUAUGUCUACAAUCAAGAUGGCCUUCAGUGCAGUUGGCAUUUAACAUAACACAAUAUAACUAGAAUAUUUUUGACCAAGAUUGUUUAUCAGCCUUGUAAAAACUUCAUCAUUGAUUAUUCUUUGUUUAAAAUUUGUUAAUUGAUGAUGGAAGGUUUGAAAGGAUAACAAAAUUUCAGACAUUUGCCAUCGUUAUAUGAUACACAAACUAUAACACAAUAUAUGUGUUAUACCUUUAGUAACACAUAACGAUGGUAAAUGUCCGAAAUCCUGUUAUCCUUCCAUUAUUAAUUGAUCACAGACAUUCAUUCCAUUCCUCUCAUAAACUUUGCUAUGAAUUUGUUCCAUUACAGAUACCCAUAAAUUGGCUUAUUUGGGUGUGCAAGUUUCAAACUCCAAUGUAUAAAAUAUUGAAUACAAAAAAAUUACCUGGUGCAGAAGAUUCCUGUUCUUGUUACAGUGCUGUAAUUUUCUUCCAACAUUGAGGUUUAAAACUAAUUCUUGGGGUUAGAGUUACUAAAGGUUUAAAGCUAUUUUGUGCAAACAGCUGAAGCCUAAGUCGGUUUCACUGUUUUUGAACUGUAGUUUCUCAAUUUAGGUUCUUGAUCCCAGUUUUAAGUAAGACGUAUGAGCAAAUUUCUUAUUUAAGUUUUAAAGUGAAAUACUUAUUUGCUUUAUUACUUCAGUUUUUAUAAUUUGCAAAAAACCUGUAUUGGCCUAAUAGUAAUUAUACAUAUAUAUAUACCUCUGUAUUGAUGAAAUGAAGAAGUAGUAUAUUUUUAGAGAUCCAUAAAAUGAAAUAGUUUUAUUUUUAAUCUUUGGGUUAAACUAUGGGCUUUUACAGUUAUUGGUAGCUCUUGUCAAUUUAUGGAGCUUAUUAACUUAAGAACAAUUUCCAUUUCUGUAGAUAACAUUUCUAAGAUGUAAGAUGUUUCUGAUGCGGUUAUAAACACUAAAACUGUUCAACAUUAAAAUUAAAGAUGUACUUUUUUAAUGUUGUUAAUUGUGGAAUAUGCCAUAUUUGGGAUUGGUACUUAAAAGGAUUAACUUCCUAUUUCCUGCUUAGUUUGAAAUUUAUUCUGUACCUUCUUCUUUAUUUGUGCCUCGCAAAUUUUUAUCUUUGUUUGUGCCAUGUAUAUUAAAUUAAACAAACCAUUUCUGUUCCAUUAUUUGCGUAUUCAUCGGACUUAAUAUUGUACUAUUUCAAGUGCCAUCUUUGUGCUGUGUUGUUUAGUGCAACUUUCAUUGUGAAGCAAUUAUUUAUUCUCUAUUACAUUAUUCCUCAUACCAGACCUACUUUGUAUUCAAAUAUUGAUGUUUUACCUAGUGAAAAUCACCAAAUUCAACUUGAUUCCAAAAUUUGUGUUAUCUUGUGUUGUCAGUUAUCUUUUAUAUAAGAAUAAUUAAAGUUGGUUCAAAAAGAUCUUGGGUAUUUUGAAAAAUGUUGUGAACUCUGUUAGAAUUUGAACUAAACCGGGGAAAUAUUUAAUGUGAUACUUGUAUAAUAACCAUAACAAGCAUAGUAAUGACUAAUCCUAUAUUAUAAUUUAAGCUCAUUUGAAAAUCGAUCUCAAAAUCCAAUGGAAGGAUCAAUUUAACCAGCAGAACUCAUUAUUGUUUUAAUAUUUGGCCUAUGACCAAAUAUAUUCACAGAACGAACAAUUAGAAAACAAACCAGAUGAUGUCUAAUCGUACACUGUUUAAAUCUUUCAGUGAGUUACCAACCUGUGUGAUGGAAUUUUUGGGGUUUAGUCGAUUUAAUGAAAGAUUACAAAUAUUAGUUUAAUCUGUGUUAAUUUACUAUGGAAGAAAAACAAAAGUACAUCUUGGUUGCCAGGUAUAUUAUGCUUUAACCUUUAGAAUAAGGAUUAUUAGUAUUCUCUAAUUAAGUUGUGUAAUCCUUUCUCUCAGAAUAACCCUUAUUUUCAAAGCAUACUUCAGUCAACCUGUACUCUAAUUUAAAAUAAUUUUAAAAAUUAAUUUUGAAAUCCAUUGGAUGACAUAAAAUUUUUAGAAUUAAGAUAUUUUUUAGAGCGUGAAUCAUUCAGAUUGGUAAUUUCUCUUAAACCCAAAAAAAUCCAGCAACUUGUGUUUUAAUCAUCUGUCACGAUCAAGUUACAGUACAUGCAUGGUUGAUCUCUUAUACAAUGUAGAUACAAUAAACACUUGGUAUAAAUAUUGCUCUAUGUAAGUUGAACAAAAUCCUAAAAUUGGAUAAUUUUGUUUGGCACAAUAAUUUUAUCACAACACCAUGACCCAUUACACUUUAAAAUUUAUUUUAUAAUUACUUUGGAGAUAUUAUUAUACAAUUCCUUUCUGAUUGUUAUAGAUCAUGUCUGUUAAACAGCUGAAUAUUAUUUUUUAAAUUAUGUAAAUUUUCAAAUAGUUUGUGAUGUUAAGGUUUCAAACUGAUUUUCAAAUAAAUAACUUUCAAAUCUAAAGAUAAAAUUAGAUAUUUUUUAAUUAGCUCAUAAAAAUUAAUGAAGAACAAAUUCUUUCAAAAGACACAAUAGCUGUUUUUAUUAUUAGUUACAAAAAACAUCCUUCAUUUUCAGAUUUUACUAUGGAUUUUCACUAAAUUAAAUAACAACCACUAGUUUGUGAAAAAUCCUAUUUUUAUCCAUAUAGUAUUAAAUAUAUAUAUAUAUAUAAUAAUUUAAAUAUAUAUAUUUAUUUAUUUAUUUGAAAUUAUAUUGUAAAUAAUUUAAAGUAAUGUUUGUUUAAUAAAACAUUUGAGUGUGUACUGUAGCUUUAUCUUUGACCAAUCAAACACUGCAAUCAGAUGUACCAAUUGUGUAGGAGGAUAUACAAUAAAUCAUUUCUGUUUGAACUAGUAAUAACAGACCAAUUUCAACUAUGUUUUAUUCGUUAUGACUUUGAUUUAAUGUGACAUUGCAGCAACUAAUUACAAUGUAAAAUGUAAUAGGUUAUGUGUGUCAUUUACCUCAUUUAAUAAUUGUGGACUAUUUGUUUUACACAAUUUUAAAAUAUACAGUGUAAAAUAUGUGAAGACGUAUGUCAAAUUCAAAUUUUUCAUUGUGGAAACCGGUACCAUUAUUUUCAUUCCUGUUAAUAUUCACAAAUAUUUCACUUGCCAUUAAAAAACUUUUUAAAUUUUUAAAAUCUUAAUUACCUAAUUAUUUGAAAGUCCUCUUUUACCAGUUCUGUUGAGAUUUGUAUCAGUUUAAUUAAAAUUAAGUCAUAAAAUAUGUUACUGUGGUAUAAAAAUGAAAAACGAACAAAGUCAUUAGGGGCCACUAAAUAACUUUGAUAUAAUUUCAAUAUUUGUAGAUUCGAAGUAUAUUUUAAUAAAUAUUUAUAAAAGAACAUUUUCUAAUAUGUAAUGGAAUGGGCAGCUGCGUUAGUUAGUAAAAAAAUCACAUCAGCAAGAUGGAUAGUUUUAAUAUUUAUAAAACAACACACUUUCGCACCAUAAAUGUAAUGAUUUUCUUAAAAUGCAUUUAGUCUUUGUGAAUAGAAAUAUUUAUUAUGCAAGAAAAUAGAGUUAUUGUUUGCAAAGAAUCACAAAAGACUUAUGAUCUCACAAAAUGUUGUUUAUUCUAACAAGAAACACUAUGCAAUUCAAAACGGGUGUAGGAAGUUGAGUGUAUGUGUCAACUUGGGUUAUUGUAUUUUCUAUUAGGAUAAUAUUUUCACUUGUUAUGACUUAUAUAACCAAACAGCAAUAAUUUAUCAUGCAAGACAUAAAGAUACCUGAAUGUUUUUACAUAAAUAUUAGUGAUUUUGUGGAACAAGUAUGUCAUUUGUUUGGGUGAGCACUUGUCGUUUACUGGUAUACUUUUAAUUGACUUGUUUGAAUGAUAUGAUGUGAAGAAUGUUGGUGUGAAUUUUGGUGAAUUCUUGUGCAAAUGAUAAUUGCAACUGAAUAUUCUUAAUAUGAAAUGACCAUAAAAUACUGUGUCUAUUUGUGUAUUACAAGUGGAAAGUGAUCUUUUGUUGCAGGAGAUUUAAUUACUUAAUAAAUCACUCUUCACUUGAAUCGCACCAAACAGAUUUUCCUACUACUACAAAAAAUAAUGUUUUGUAGACAUUUCACACAUUUAAUAUCUGGAUUUAUCUUCUCUAAGCAAUGGUAGGAAAUCGCGAAAUUAUAAAUUCCCCUUUAACAAACUCAGAUGGCUACAUAAAAAAAUUUAAAAGCUAAAAAAAUCGUGUAGAUUGGUAUUAACACAUCUUGAUUUUUAUUUGCUUAUAUGGGCAAUGUUUUUAGUAGAAAUAUAUACUUAAAAAUUGAAAUAACAAUAAAAUAAAGACAUGAAAACUGUGUUUAAUGAAGUGUUACAUAAUUAAUUCUAUAGCCUCAAUUGUUGAUAAGAUUGGUAAAUUUAUGACAGUUUUAUAUAAAUAGCAAUGUUUUUUUUUUAGUAUCAUGUACGCAUUUUAUUCCGAAUCAGUUAGUUCUCAGACAAGUGUGUUGGGUUUUAAGAAUAUAACAAAAGUCUGCAUUUAUCAAGGCAUUUAUCAUUAAAUGCUUAUAUUUUAAGCAAAUAAGUAUUUUUAAAUAUGGAUUUCAUUAAAAAAUCACUAUAGUAUAUAAAUUUUUUUAACAUGUAAUUGUUACACUUAAAAUAUUUUUUAUAAAUUCAGUGUCCCUACCAAUACCUGGUAAUUUUGGUUCCUAUACUUUCAACGAAUGAAGUAGUAAAGUGUUUGGUGCAACCUGUAUAUUUCUUACGUUAGUGUUAUAUGCUAGUGUAAGUUAGUGCUGGUCGGUCGGAGUUAUGCUUGAGUGCAAGUAAUUGUAAUUUCUUCACAACUCUGUCCACAUAAACAUUUUAUAUCCUUAAAAAUAAAUGGAACAUUUGAUGUACAA
This is a messenger RNA of Homalodisca vitripennis (glassy-winged sharpshooter), 8333 nucleotides long. Its product is annotated as tyrosine-protein phosphatase non-receptor type 2-like. The record is from RefSeq and is a predicted model, not a curated record. The transcript has 8 exons. Gene Ontology annotation, molecular function: protein tyrosine phosphatase activity. Bases 146 to 1474 code for a protein of 442 amino acids. Gene Ontology annotation, biological process: protein dephosphorylation. NCBI's taxonomy places the organism in Eukaryota, Metazoa, Arthropoda, Insecta, Hemiptera, Cicadellidae.